This is a messenger RNA of Aphidius gifuensis, 4327 nucleotides long. It is a transcript of the gene Gart, whose product is annotated as trifunctional purine biosynthetic protein adenosine-3. NCBI's taxonomy places the organism in Eukaryota, Metazoa, Arthropoda, Insecta, Hymenoptera, Braconidae. Gene Ontology annotation, molecular function: phosphoribosylformylglycinamidine cyclo-ligase activity; phosphoribosylglycinamide formyltransferase activity; ATP binding. The transcript is spliced from 6 exons. Bases 119 to 3163 code for a protein of 1014 amino acids. The record is from RefSeq and is a predicted model, not a curated record. Gene Ontology annotation, cellular component: cytosol. Gene Ontology annotation, biological process: 'de novo' IMP biosynthetic process; adenine biosynthetic process.
UUAUUAUAAAAUUUUGUGGUGGAGGUUUGACGUGUGUUGUUGACUUGUUGUUGGUGAUCAUCUUGAAAAGCGGUUUAUCCUUCAAACACUUGUUGAUUCUCUCUCAACUCAAAAUAUAAUGGCUGAUAAUAAAAUUCUGGUGAUUGGUGGUGGAGGAAGAGAACAUGCUAUAUGUUGGAAAUUAUCUCAAUCUCCAAAGGUAGAAAAAAUAUUUAUAACACCUGGUAAUUGUGGAAUUGCUCAAGUACCAAAAGUAUCAUUAAUAAAAUUAAAUGCCAAAGAUAAUGAAGAAGUUGCAAAUUUUGCUAAAAAAGAAUGUAUUAAUUUGGUUGUUGUUGGUCCAGAAGAAUACUUGGCAAAUGGUAUUGCUGAUGUAUUAUUAAAAAAUGGAAUUGAUUGUUUUGGACCAGGUAAAGAUGGUGCAAGACUAGAAGCUGAUAAAGAUUAUGCAAAAAGUUUUAUGGAUCGUCAUGAUAUACCAACAGCAAAAUGGAAAUCAUUUACAUCAACAAUUGAUGCUAAAAAAUAUGUCAAUGAAGCUGAUCAUAAAGCACUUGUUGUUAAAGCAACUGGUCUUGCUGCUGGUAAAGGUGUUGUUGUUGCUAGUAAUAAUGAAGAAGCAUGUCAAGCAAUUGAUGAAAUGUUAAAUGAUAAAAAAUUUGGUACUGCUGGUGAAACAAUUGUCAUUGAAGAAUUACUUGAUGGUGAAGAAGUAUCAUUACUUAUUUUUACUGAUGGUAAAACAUAUGAACUUAUGCCACCAACACAAGAUCAUAAACGUAUAUUUGAUAAUGAUGAAGGACCAAAUACUGGUGGUAUGGGUGCAUAUGGUCCAUGUGAUUUAAUAACUUCUCAAGAUUUUGAUAUUAUAAAAAAAGAUAUUAUUGAAAAAUCAAUAUGUGGUAUACAAAAAGAUAAUAUACCAUUUAUUGGUGUAUUAUAUGUUGGUUUAAUGUUAACUAAAAAUGGACCAAAAGUAUUAGAAUAUAAUUGUCGUUUUGGUGAUCCAGAAACACAAAUAAUAAUGACAUUAUUAUCAUCUGAUUUAUAUGAUAUUAUGAAAAAUUGUUGUCAAGGUAAAUUAUCAAUGACUAAAAUUAAUUGGUAUAAUGAUCGUUAUUCAUGUGGUGUUAUAUUAGCAUCACGUGGUUAUCCACAAACAAGUUCAAAAGGACAAAUAAUAACUGGAAUUGAUGAUGUACUAUCUGCUAGUAAUAAUAAUUUUAUAUUUCAUAGUGGUACAUCAUUAUCAAGUAACAAUGAGUUAUUAACAAAUGGUGGAAGAGUAUUAAUGACUGUAUCACAAGCAUCAACACUACAAUUAGCAUCAGCAAAUGCAACAAUAUCAGCUAAAAAAAUUAAAUUUGAUGGUAAACAAUAUCGUAAUGAUAUUGGACAUAAAGGUAUUGCAUCAUCAAUAUUAAAAACAGGUUUAUUAUCAUAUAAAAGUAGUGGUGUUGAUAUUGAUACUGGUGAUUUAUUUGUUAAUAAAAUUAAACCAAUGGUUGCAACAACAAAAAUACCAGGUGUUAUGGGUUCAAUUGGUGGUUUUGGUGGUUUAUUUGAUACAAAAACAGCUGGUUUUAAUGAUCCAAUAUUAGUAUCUGGUACUGAUGGUGUUGGUACUAAAUUAAAAAUAGCAAUUGAAUAUGGUAAACAUGAUAGUGUUGGUAUUGAUUUAGUUGCAAUGUGUGUUAAUGAUGUACUUGCACAUGGUGCUAAACCAUUAUUUUUCUUAGAUUAUUUUGCAUGUGGUUAUUUAAAUGUUGAUAUUGCUGCAUCUGUUGUAUCUGGUAUUGUUGAAGGUUGUAAAAAUGCUGGUUGUUCACUUGUUGGUGGUGAAACAGCUGAAAUGCCUGAUAUGUAUGCUAAAGGUGAAUAUGAUCUUGCUGGUUUUGCUGUUGGUGCUGUUGAACGUAAUUCAUUAUUACCAAAAAUUAAUGAUAUUAUACCUGGUGAUAUUGUUAUUGGUUUACCAUCAAGUGGUAUACAUAGUAAUGGUUUUUCACUUGUACGUAAAAUUUUAAAAAUAUCUGGUAAAACAUUUAAUGAUCAAGCACCAUUUUCAUUAAAUAAAUCAACUAUUGGUGAUGAAUUACUUGUACCAACAAAAAUAUAUACUAAAAAUGUUGUACCAGCAUUAAAUACAAAUAAUGUUAAAGCAUUUGCUCAUAUUACUGGUGGUGGUUUAACUGAAAAUAUACCACGUAUAUUACCUGAUGGUACUGGUGUUAAAUUAAAUGCUGAAAAUUGGAAUAUAUUACCAGUAUUUAGUUGGCUUGCUGCUAUUGGUAGUGUUAAUGAAAAAGAAAUGUUGAGAACAUUUAAUUGUGGUAUUGGUGGUAUUUUAAUAUGUUCAAAAAUUCAUAAAAAUCAAAUUAUUGAUAUUUUAAAAGAUGAAAAACCCAUUGUAAUUGGUACAGUUGUUGAAUUUAAUAAUAAAAUUAAUAACAAUACUGAACGUGUUAUUGUUGAUAAUUUUUCAAAGUGUAUGAAUCAACAAAUGCGUAAAUAUAUACCAAAAAUAAUUGAUAAUUUAUCAAUUAUUAAAAAAAAAGUUGGUGUAUUAAUAUCAGGAAGUGGUACAAAUCUUCAAGCAUUAAUUGAUUCAUGUAAAAAUCCAAUAGAACAUAUGGGAGCUGAAAUAGUACUUGUUAUAUCAAAUAAAUUAGGUGUUGAAGGUCUUAAAAGAGCUGAAAAUGCUGGUAUUAAAACAAAAGUUAUUGAACACAAAGAUUAUCCAUCAAGAGAAAUAUUUGACAUGGAAAUGGAUAAAGAAUUAACAUUAGCUGGUGUUGAAAUAAUAUGUUUAGCUGGUUUUAUGAGAAUUUUAUCUGAUAAAUUUGUUAAAAAAUGGAAAGGAUCAAUGAUUAAUGUACAUCCAUCAUUAUUACCAUCAUUUAAAGGUUCAAAUGCACACAGAGAUGUAUUAUUAUCUGGUGUACGUAUAACAGGUUGUACAGUACAUUUUGUUGAUACUGAAAUUGAUUCUGGUGCAAUUAUUGAACAAGAACCAGUUAAAGUUUUACCAAAUGAUACUAUUGGAAGUCUACAAGAACGUGUUAAAAUUGCUGAACAUGUUGCUUUUCCAAGAGCACUUAAACUUCUUGCAACUGGACAAAUUAAACUCAAAGAUGACAAUACAAUUCAAUGGAAUUAUUAAUAAUAUAUCAUUCACAAUUAUCAAUAUAUUUUUUUUAUAAAUUUUACAGGCAAACAAAAUGUCAUUAAUCAUGACAAACAGUUGUGUAUCAUUUUUCUAAUGAAACAUUUUAAAUAAAAAAAAAAGAAAAAUUAUAAAUAUACAUUUUAUUUUUAUGUUUAUUAGUUGAUUGGUUUUUUUUUUAUUUUUUUUUUUUCCUUUUGAAGAUAAUUAGUUAGUCACACUGGCUAUUAAGCAGCUGAUGACUCAGUAAGCUACUGCCCGUUGUUGACUAAAUACAUAUUUUAUUAAACGAAAAAAAAAUGUCUCUAAAUUAUAUAUUAUUAUUAUUAUUAAUUUUAUUUAGUGCCACGUGUUGUGAAUCAAAAAAUAUAACUGAUAAAAUUGGGAAGGAAAGUAAUGAUAAACCAAUAAUAAAUAAAUGUUGUGAAGAAAAUCAAUUGUUUGUGGCUAAUACUAGUUACCAUCGACUUCAUUGUUUCAAUGAGACAAAAAUUAAUAUUUUAAAUUAUCCAGAUAUUUAUAAUAAUAACAAUACGGAUAAAUUGGAUAAAAAAAUUGAUGAUAGUUUUAAUAUUUCAUAUGGAGUUCCUUGUGACUCAAAAAUAUUACAUGCUAGGAAUUUUACAACUGUUAGAGUUGAUGAAACUAUUCAUUUACUUGAAAAUGGUACCAUUUGGGAUAGUAAAUUAUCAAAUUAUUAUGAUGAUUAUUGUAUUGAAAAUAUUAAAAAAAAAAAAGAUAUUUAUUCAAUAAUACUGGUGUGUCAAGAACAACUAAAAGAUGAAACAGAAGAAUAUUUAAAUACAGAAAACGAAAUUAUUAUAAAAUUGAUUAAAAAUAUUUUAAUGCCAAGUAUAUUUUUAUCUAUAAAUAUAAUAAUUAUAUACAAUUAUUGGCCGAGUGAAGAAAGUAUAAGAAAAAAAUUUAUAUUUAAUUAUUUUACAUCAUUUUCAUUGGCCCAUACUUCAUUGAUUCUUUCAAUUUAUUUGAAUAAUUAUCAAACUCAAACUGGAUAUUUUAGUUAUUAUUUUUUCAUUACAAGCUGGAUAUGGUUUUUAAUUUUGUGCUAUGAUAUUCGUUGGACACUUGGUAAUCUCAAGUAUGAAAUGCUGCAAGAUGCAAGAUUUAAGGAGUAUACUAUUUAUUCAAUUUAUGGAUGGG